This is a messenger RNA of Bactrocera neohumeralis, 1381 nucleotides long. Its product is annotated as EARP-interacting protein homolog. The record is from RefSeq and is a predicted model, not a curated record. The transcript has 4 exons. Gene Ontology annotation, biological process: protein ubiquitination. Gene Ontology annotation, molecular function: protein binding. Bases 189 to 1298 code for a protein of 369 amino acids. Lineage: Eukaryota; Metazoa; Arthropoda; Insecta; Diptera; Tephritidae.
GUCGCUGCUAGCUUUUUAUGUUAGCAGCUGAUUCGAAGUUACGUAUAAACAAAUAAACAAAGCACUGUCAAAAUAUAUAUGUAUGGUAUAUUUUGUUGAUUCUAAUAAAAAAGAGAUAUAACUUAUAUUAAACGAAAACAUUAAAUAUAUUAAGAUAGUUAAAACCCUGUUCCUUAACUUGUUACGAAAUGGAAGAGUCUAACGGAUUGAUUUAUGGCUUAGAACUGCAAGCUCGAGCCUUAACUCCGCAAUACGGCGAAGGAAAUGAGGUGCGCUUUUUUAUAGCGACAAACUCUUUAAAACCCACCAAUCAAGUACAUUUACUGGAGUUUAAUGAAGAGCAAGCAAAUGUAAAAUCGAAGAUCUACGAACAUUCGCUUGGCGAAGUUUGGAAGUUAAAUAGUAGCCCACAUGAUGAAAAUUUGAUUGCUUCCUGUUACAAUGUACUUAAAGGAUCACAAGUACAAACACAAGCGGCAUUGCUUGAAAUGCCUGCGGAAGUGGAUGAACAAAAUUUAAAAAUGGAGUUUCUACCUUGGCAGCAAGUUGAAACACUCGAUACUGAGAAAUAUGGUGAUAAAGUGAAAACUGUUGAAUUUCAUCCCAGUCAGAAAAAUACUUUAGCUUGUGUAGUAGAUGGAAAAGUUGUCAUUUUUGAUCGUGCUGAAUCGCAGACGCGUGUUGUAGCAGAAGCUGCAGCACCAAAUGCACAAAAGAAUUCACCUUCUUUCACCACAGGCAAGUGGUCUCAUCACCAUCAGGGACAUCAGUUUUUUACUUUACACGAUUGUAGUGUGCGCUCGUUUGAUAUUCGUGACACGCAACACUGUGCAUGGUCCAUUGAGGAUGCACACAAUCAGCUUGUUCGUGAUCUGGAUUGCAAUCCAAAUAAGCAAUGCCAUAUUGUAACAGGCGGUGAUGAUGGCGCAGUAAAAGUGUGGGAUUGUCGUAUGCCAAAAGAAGCAGUAUUUUCACGUAAUGACCACGCUCAUUGGGUUUGGUCGGUGCGAUUUAACACAUUCCAUGACCAACUAAUAUUAUCGAGCUCAAGUGAUUGCAAAGUUUUGCUGACAUGUGCCGGUUCGGUAAGCUCUGAGGCAUCUAGUGAUGCAUUGCCGGAGGAACGUCGACGUGUACUUUCAGAUGGUUUAUUACAGACUUUUGAUCAACAUGAAGACUCGGUUUAUUGCGUUGAGUGGAGUAAUGUAGAUCCUUGGAUUUUUGCGUCGCUGAGUUACGAUGGCCGUGUUUUAAUUUCAAAAGUCCCAAAGCAAUACAAAUAUCAAAUAAUAUUGUAAAUUAUAUUUUAUAGAUUUAUACAUCAUUUGUAUUGUCUUAUUCUAAUUUUAAAUAAAAUACAUUAAUUUAAUACUAAAUUACA